Oryzias latipes (Japanese medaka) is the source of this 1777-nucleotide messenger RNA. The record is from RefSeq and is a predicted model, not a curated record. NCBI's taxonomy places the organism in Eukaryota, Metazoa, Chordata, Actinopteri, Beloniformes, Adrianichthyidae.
CAAAACGUUUGGCAGUCAGGAAAGCUGCUGCGUAGAAGAACGUGGAGAAGAUUUGUAUCCUGAGCCGAUCACAGAAGCAGCCAUGGAUCUUUACGCAGACUGUUUGGACUGUGCGUCCUGUCCUGCAGCGGGAACACUCUCCUCCCAGCUUACAGUAAACCCGGUCUGACUCCACCAGACAGGACACGGGUUCUGUCAAAAACCAUUUGACUCCCCCAGUGUGUCUCUGAUCAGAUUAACGGUGCUCAUUGUGAGUCUGAGCCUCGCACGUUGCAGCGCGCCGUGCCAGCGCACAUGUGCAGUCCAGACGGCGGAUGUGACGUCUCCACGCGGAGAGGAGAUUGCCCUGCGCUGUUUGUACUCGGACCAUUAGCCAUGAUGUUUGGUGAGGAUUAUCGCUUCACACGCAGCAGGAUGAGAGAGUGACGGAGCGCAGCGCAGCGCAGGGCUCCUCACCUGCAGCGGAGUUUGCAAAUGCGCGGAGUUACUUCGGACACGGUCGGGCCGGAGGAUUAGCGCAGUCCAGGCCGAAACAGAACGGCCAUGUAGCUGAGAAGGAGACGAAGAAGGAAGAAGCGGACGUGUGGAGCGAGAUGAGCGGGAGCGCGCACGACCACUGGGAUGUAGUGAAGUCUGUGCUGUCGGACGAGCAACAGCAACCCCACCUUCACAAAGACGAAGCAACAACGGCAGAGCACUCUUCCUCAACGUCCAGCCUGUCUGUCCCCUGCCCUGGAUCCAGGAACAUGAUCUCUGAGGUAUCGUCCUCAUCAGAGGCCUCUUCGGGGCGAGGCCGCUCCUCGUUCAUUGGGCUCUCUGAUUCAGAGCUCUUGAAGUGUGCUUUCUCUUACCCACAGAGCCACAGAGCCACAGAGAGCCCAGGAGUCAACGAGAGGCUGGAUUUAGAUGGACAUGAUACAUUGAAGUAUGUCCCAGGAAAGGCCCGAUCGCACCACUUAGAGACGAUGAUGUCCAAAGAGGAGCUGGAGGAAGAACAGAGGGUGCAGCGUGAGCAGCUGGCCGCCAUCUUCAAACUGCUGAAGGACAACAAAGAGACAUUUGGAGACGUAUCUGAGGGAGACUUGGAGGAGCAGCUCCGACUUUACUCCAUCUGAGACUCGUUCUGGCCUCUCCUCGGCAGAUCCAAACCACCAAAAGGACAAAUCGAACACCAACUAUGUUAAAGUUUGCAGUAUUCAGUACAGAUGUAAAGAGCACAAAAUCUGCACUUGAUUGGGUUUAAUUUUUCAUCCCCCUCAUCUGCACUUAGCCGUUAAUAUGCAACAGAGGUGGGACCAUAUGUCUGUCUGUAUUAAACCUGUCUGCAUCACCUUUUUUGUUGUGUAAGAAGCCAGAUUAUUGUAAGUGUUCUGUUUUAUUGUGUGAGUAAAUGGUGCUGAAGCCCUGCCCACUCACUUCUGUGUCAAAGGAUCUGAUGCCCCCGUUUACUCUUGCAUCUCUGAACUCUUUGUUUGACUUGACUAAUUACGCCUAUCGGGCAUGAAUUAGGACACUCACCUCUCACGAAGUAACUCACCUAUCGGCAUUUCUGGUGCAGAGCUCCUUUGUUGAGCAGCAGUCAGUAGAGGAGGACUUGUAUUUGUUUGGCUGGACAGACAACUUCUUCCCGAUGGCAGUUCGAAGUGCCAGGCUUUUUUCUUUUCUUGUGUUGAUGUCUUUGAGCCUCUCCGUCCUUAUUUUUUCAAUGGAAAAUUUGGGGAAAAACGUCAGGUAAGUUUUUUUUCUUUGUGGCAACAGACAAAGUAAAAGGUAAAAA